Mytilus trossulus (common blue mussel) is the source of this 3066-nucleotide messenger RNA. RefSeq lists its product as uncharacterized. Gene Ontology annotation, molecular function: cysteine-type endopeptidase activity. Bases 239 to 1234 code for a protein of 331 amino acids. The transcript has 7 exons. The record is from RefSeq and is a predicted model, not a curated record. Lineage: Eukaryota; Metazoa; Mollusca; Bivalvia; Mytilida; Mytilidae. Gene Ontology annotation, biological process: proteolysis.
UUGCCAGUGGGGCGAUUUGGUCUGCUUCCGCAGAAAACAAUCAUCUCCCGUAGGAUUUUCGAUUUUUUAUUUUAUUGUACGCUUCUGUUACCCUAUCCAAAAAGCCGAGAAUAAGGAAAGAGAACAUGAGUGGAUAGAAAAGAAACCAGUAUUUCGAGGAACUAUUCUCGAUUUUCAUGCAAGAGGAGUAAGACUGCUUAAACAAUUUGUCAUAAUCACAAAGAAAAGAGACAUAAAUAUGAUGAGUGAUAAUCAGAAAGAACCUCAGAGAGGAGGCAGUGAGGUAGAUUCCAAGGUUGGAGACAGUCAGAUGGAUGGGAAAGGAGGUUAUGACCAAGCUGAUGCUGCAGGUUAUCCACCAGAAGAUCCGUCUUAUCAAGGGAGACAACAACCAGCUUUUAAAGAUUUAAAAAUCCAAGUAAUCACAGAUAUUGCAGAUAUCAGAGAGGAAGAAUUCAAUUCACAAACCUAUAAAACAUGUAAAAAUGUCGGGAAAGCUGUUAUUGUUAGUAAUUUUAUGGAUGGCUAUGUUAAAAGAAAUAACAGAGAUUUGGCUAUCAGGUCGUAUGCCACAGGUGAUUGUCAGAAGCUAGAGGGCGCACUAAAAAGGAUUGGAUUUCAACCCUUGGAUAAUCAAGACAGCAUGGUUCACAAAAACUUAACAAAAAGUCAGUUUAUUGCCCUAUACAAUAAAGUCGCCAAGGAGAUCAACUACAGACCUAAAGGACAAGAAGGAUAUACCUCUGUACUAUUUUUUGUAAUGUCUUAUGGGAGAUCAGGACUAAUAAGGUGUCAUGCAGAACCAGGAGAUAAGGGAGACCAUCCAUUUGUUGAACAAAAACACUUACAAGAAGCCUUCCAACCACAGAAUAAUCAUUCACUGGCUCUGAAACCAAAGUUGUUUAUCAUCCAGACUAUUCCUGAAUCAACAUCUGAGGCCGAUGCUGCAGGUGCUACUGAAGUAACAACCACCAAGAGGAUACCAAGAGAGGCAGAUUUCUUAACAUAUGCCUGUGAUCAUUAUUGUAUAAAAGGUGAAAACAAUGUCUUUAUAGACUCGGUAGUGCAUGUUUUAAACAAUCUAGCCAAGGAGAAAGAGGAGAGCAAGCCUGCCAUGGAGAUACAGAAAGUUUUAAUAAGAAUGAACAAACAGUACAAAGACACCAGAAAAUACCAAAGUUGGAAACUGCCUUGUGUUACAUCUUCUCUUACAAAGCAGUUGAUCCUGUUUUGAUUUUUACAUAAAGUGGAAAAUUUCUAACACAAUUGAAACAAAAAGCCCGCCUAAAGGGAAAACAAAUCACUAUUUAAAAAAAAAUCAUUGGUGUGUACUUAUUUGACCUAUUUUCUCUGUAUUUAAAAUGAAAAACAUUUUCUGUAAUGAAAUUUUGCAUAAUAUGCUAUUGCACUAUAAUAUGAAGUUUAUAUUGAGAAGUACUGGGUCCUAGGUAUAUACAAGUAUUAAAGUGUAAGUAAUAUCCAUAAGAUUAUAUGAUUCAAGAAAUGUGAAUGCCAUCCAUGAUAAAAAUAUCUUUACUUGGAAACUUUGAGGUAAUAAGGACAUUUCUUUAUACUCGAUUUCAUUAUAAUUUACUGAUAAUGUAGUUUUAUAUUGGAACAUGUAUCAUGCACUAUCAUGACUAUUAAUGUUUAAAAGUUGACACAUUUUGUAUGCAUUUUCUUGAAUAUUAUUGCUACUCAUAAAUUAUAGGAAUCAAUUCUAUAAGAGUAUUAACAAAUUACCAACAAUUUUUUUUUUCUGUUAUUUUUUGUUGAGUAAUAAUGAUAUGCAUGAUAUGGAUUGCUAAAUUCUUUCAGGGUGCAUCAUUUUGGAUAGACAUGUGUUUGAGAAACAUAUCUUAUUUAAAUAUGUAAAUGAUGUAUCACAUAAAUGUAAUUGUUAUCCUUUUUCCCUGUAUGUGAAAGGUACAAUACCACAAAAGGAAAUUUGGGAUUGAUUUUGGGGAUGAUGGUCCCAAUCAAUUAGAAUUAGGGGCCCAAAACAACAUUUUUCUAGUUACUUGUAUGUGAAAGGUACAGCUGUAAUGGGAUUGUCAAUCUGCCUAACAGUUCAUAUCAAAUUGUCAUUAACAGAUAUUUAUAUUUUUUUACAUAACUAUUUAAAUUGACUUUUAAUGGAUUUUAGCAGAGCCAUAUGCAAUAUUGGUAUCAAUAAUUAUUUUCUACAUUAAACAUGUUUAUUAGCAUCUUUCUUUAUCCAUUUAAAACUUUUUCUAGAUAGCCAAAAGUUAUCAAAGGUACCAGGAUUAUAAUUUAGUACGCCAGAUGCGAGUUUUGUCUACAUAAGACUCAUCAGUGACGCUCAUAUCAAAAUAUUUAUAAAGCCAAACAAGUACAAAUUUAAGAGCAUUGAGGAUUCAAAAUUCCAAAAAGUAGUGCCAAAUACGGCUAAGGUUAUCUAUGCCUAAAAGUGAUUUACCAAUUUAAUACAUAUAAAUAUACGAUUGACAUGAUUUAUUCUAUUAACCAUAUCUUGUAUUAUAUUAUAUUCACAAAUUAUAUUGGAUAUGGUCCUUACCUCGUAUCUACUAUCCCCUUCCCUUUCAUGAAUGUGACCUACAGAAUUAGACUAUUUACCAGAUUUGUUUUAACAUAAGCAAUACGACGGGUGCAACAUGUGGAGCAGGAUCUGUUUUCCCUUCCAGAGCACCUGAUAUCACCUCUAGUUUUUUGGUGGGGUUUAUGUUGCUUAUUCUUAAGUUUUCUGUGUUUUGUCAUGUGUUCUAUUGUUUGUCUGUUUUGUCUUCUUUGUAUUUUCAUUUAAAUCCAGGCAUUGUCAGUUUGAUUGUCCCUCUGGUAUCUUUUGUCCCUCUUUUGAUUAUAGUUUGUAAAUUAUUAUGUUUCUAUUAACCAACAUUGUCACUAUGGUUUUUAAAAUAUUAUAACAGGGUAAAAUAAAAAUAACAGCCUAUACUGUUUAUUCAUGAAUUACUGUGUGCAUUAGUUAUAUUGAUUUUUGAAGAAUGGACAAAAGUUAGAGAUUAUUCAUUGCAAUUUCAGGAAAAUCUUCUUACAGAUAUAUGUCACUCAUUUGUAUAUUUGUAU